Molecule: messenger RNA, 4605 nt
Organism: Anopheles moucheti
Lineage: Eukaryota; Metazoa; Arthropoda; Insecta; Diptera; Culicidae
Product: pyridoxal-dependent decarboxylase domain-containing protein 1
Exons: 7
Coding region: 63-2675 (870 amino acids)
Cellular component (GO): intracellular membrane-bounded organelle
Source: RefSeq, a predicted model, not a curated record
CCUGCCAGAAGUACGAGUUGCACUUUGUGUGAAGCCAGAACUACGCAUAACCGAGGUGAAAGAUGAAGGAACCGGAUGCGGAUGGGAGUGUCCCCAUCGAUAGGCCCCAGGAGAUGUCGAUGGCAACACGGGAAGUGCAAACGCAGCAGACGGAGAUAGCGGCUUCGAUCGUACGUUCCAGCCUGGCGGAGAUUGAAACCCAAGCGUCCGCUAUGUUGAAUCACCUCGAGUACGUACGGAGUGGGCAAAAGCAAAUGCAACCGCAACAGCAACCAGCAAGUAGGGAUUCAUCCGACGAAUCACCGACAGCGUCGUACGGGCUAAACCCAACGAAGAAACCACAUACCGAGGUGCUUGCGUCGCUGGAACAGCUAUUGACGGGGUUGCUCGCCGAAGAGGAUGGUAGUGUGGAGCAGCAAGAGUUUGUGUUGCCCCCGUUGGACGAAGCAUCCCAUCUUGCGAUUCUGCAACAUUCGACCGCCGCCUAUCUAAGUGCCCUCGAACGACACCAGCUGGCACGAGUAGUGUCUCGACUGGCGACCGACACGGUCAGAUGGCUUGGUGGGUUAUUCAAAUUUACCGAAUGCCACGCCAACUACUGUCGGGACGAUGCCGAAUGCACGCUGCAAGCGAUCCGGCUUGCGCUCGUCCACCAGCAGGGGGAAGCUCGUGCCGAAGCGCGACCACCACCGUCCGCCCACACUAUCUAUCUGGCCGAGCUCAGCCAGCUCUUUACGGUGCAGCAUGCAUGCCGGUACCUCGGACUGCCCCUAUCCUGCAUUCGCGUCGUACCGUGCCAGCGCGCUGAAGACGCACAGGAUGGAUGUGGCGGGCGUAUGGAUUUGCAACAGCUAAACAAUAUGCUCACGAUGGAUGAGGCGGCAGGACGGCAACCACUGCUGCUGCUCGCUACUAUCGGUAAUCCGCUCACCGGCGUGUCAGACGAUUUGCAAUCGCUCAGCUCAAUCUGUACCUCACAGCGCAUAUGGCUACACUGCCAAGGUCUCGGGUUGGCUGGGCUUGCAGUCGCUGCUACGUGGCUAGACAAGUCUAAACGAUUGCCCAACUCGAUGACGCUCAGCCUAAACAGUUGGCUCGGUCUGACAGGUGUUCCGUCCGUGCUGGUCCACAAAGCACGUACGUCCACCGUCAAACCGAGUACCGUCUUCGACAGUGAUCCGAUCCUAUCCAACCGUGUGUCCUGCUUGAGUGUUUGGUCCGUCCUGCAGGCGCUCGGCGCGGACGUUGUGAUAGAACGCAUCUUCUUCGCUUUCGAAUCCUGUCAGGCACUUGGCAAGAUAUUGCUACAAUUUGAGGGCAUCAACGUACUGAGCAAGGUGGCGGUUCACGACUCCAGUGAACAAUAUCGUCAUGAUCUUGAAAGUUCUGCUAAUUAUGACAUUCUGUUUGAUCACAGCAUACCGGUGCUACUGUUCCAGUUUGAUGGUCACACAGAUAGGCGCAACCGAACGGAACCGGAAUCGGAACAGACGGCAACAAAAGAAACAGAUGCAGAACCGAAACCCGACACGCCCAACGUGGAGAAAACUGCAUCCAACGCCCAGUACUACGAUCGCCUUAACAGCUGGCUGGGGCAGAUUCUGUUGCGCGACUGUGGCCAGCUAAGCCUGGAGAUGAUCGAACACGAGCAGCACGGUAUCUGCAUCCGGUACUGUCCGUUUGUGCCCGGGUACAGUGAGCAGGUGUCCCGGCUAACGUCCGACAUGCUGGCCACAUUUGCCGGAUGCAUCGAAACGCAGAUCGAAAUACUGCACUCGACCAUCCGGCACCGGGCAAGGUUCCAGCGGCUGGUCGCUGAGAGUGGUGUGCUGCGGCUGAUCGAGCUGCACGAUUGGGCCGGUCUCGGCGGUGUGUACUACGUGCCGGAAGGCUGGGAAACGUUGCUCACCGACCAGGCAAAGGGCGAGCUGAACAAGCUCAACACGGCACUGGUCGAAGCGCUGCAGGCAACCGAUAGUGCAUUUUCCCACGCCGAAAGUAGCGAUGGGUUGAUCUGUGUUAGAUUCGGUAUGGUAACGAGCGAAACGGAUGUGGAGGAACUGCUGGAGCUGGUGGUCCAUACGGCACGCGUGGUACAGGAAAAUUCCAAAAUCCUCGACACGAUGUCGGAAAUACUGAAGAAAGGCAUCGAGGCGGCCACAAUCGAUCUGCAACGGGAGGCGGAGGAAAAGCUAUGGCAGGAGGGUAUACUGCGACAGGUGCCUCUUGUUGGGCGGGUCGUGAAUUGGUGGUCACCCCCAGCGAAGGAAACCGGCAUGAAGGGUCGCAGCCUUAACCUUACGCAAGGUGUCGUCGAAAGUACGGAAAACAUUUACAAGUAUCACAUGCAGAUGACACCGAAAACGUCCCAUCAGCUACCAGGCAAUAAGGGCCCACCGGCCCCGCUCGUACAGAAAGCAAUCAAUGCUGAUCCGGACGAACGUUCGGUGCAACAUUCGCGUAAUGCCAGCUCGAGCAGCGAACUGUCUGGUACCGGGUCGGCCGGUCGUACCACCAUUCCUGUGCUGGCGAAAACACCCCACUCGCCCACACAGCAGUCACACUCGUCUCCUCCACCAGCAACGAAACCAUUAACGCCGCCGAACGGGAACAUGGCCGUCUCUGAGCCACAGCUCACAUCCACACCGAACGAUGGUGCUACAAACGAACCGUAAACAUCCGCACCAACAGCGGAAUAUAUAUGCGGAUGAGAAACGGUCCUACAGCUACACAAAAAAACCCAUCUUACCGCUACCCCGGGAGCUAUCGAGUUCACGUUUACCAAAGCUUUUCGUUUGUUAAAGGUUUUAAGUUUUACACCUUCCCCGUUUUUCGUUCUUUUUGCCGGAAGGAUGCUGCUCUUCCCAUUUUCCCGUCCCACUUGUGGAACACCAUUCCAAUUAUAGGUUAUAGAUUAAAAAACAGAUAGCAACGGCAUUGGUUGACGGACCAAGCAGCAGACGACAGAAGUGUUUUUCUCUGUGCCGUGCAACGCGUACCGUUUGUUUAUGUUUGGGUUUUGUUAUAUUUAAACCAUUCAACCGUGCUUACUAGUAUUAUUAAUAGUUGUUGUGCUCAAAACCAGCACCGCACAGUAAUGGCAUUUGUGUGAAGGCGCAAUCAUUGCGGAAUAGUGAGAAAUGUGUAAAGUUUGGUUACGCACCUUUGCGUUCGCGUAGUAUUGUUGUUAUAUUCGUUUAUCUUAGUUUUAAUUUACAAAACAUAAAAAGACCUCACCUUAUAGGCCACACCAAAAACACACGUGAAAUAAUGGCAAGCACCGGAUAGUGUAUAGGACAAACGAGACAGCCACACGUUUACAACACGUUUUAAAAAGCAAGUUUCUUUUAAUUAUCAUUUGGCGCUACGAUCUGCUCAUAUGUUUUGUUGUUUAUUAGAGACAUACGGUCUACAAACUGCGGAGCCUGUACUACAAUACACCUGUCGCGACAAACAAAACUAGGGCUAUAUAGAACUUACAUAGUUCCAGUACUCACAUACGCCUCUGAGACAUGGACUUUGUCUAGUACUGACGAAACCCUCUCAGACGCAUUCGAGAGAAAGAUGCUCAGGAUGCUCUACGAGUUCAUGUCAUUAGAAUGACACAGGAAGACCCAGCUCCUAAAGCCCUUUUAGGUCCACAAUAGAGCAUAAAUUGAGAUGGUCUGAUUGCGUUGUUGCGUGCGCCCGUCGAUCGUCGAUAAUAUGGUGCACGACCGUGAGUGUUUUAGAGAACUCUGGCAGCAGGUCAAAACCAGCAAAGCGGUUGUAACGCCAGACAAGUAAAUAAGUAAGACAUACAUGGCACUUAAUGGGACCGCACCGAACAUUCGCAAGGAUGUACCUAACCCCUGUUUGUUUUCUUAACAUCCCCUCUAACACAUUCCUCUCCAACAUCAAAAAAACACCUACUUUAUAUCCCACGGUACAACGAGUUAAAUACUUGCGGAUGUUUAAGCACGGGCUAGCUAUGCCGCGAUGAUAGCAGCAAUCAAAAUUAGCACAUUGCAUUACAAUUAUCUGCGACGACGCACAUACAAAUAUACGAUUUUGUAGCAAUAAUACAAACAAAACACACACUGACACACGGGAAAGCUGAAUGUGUUGCUAAAGGAAAGCAAGCAAACAUGCAAAGCAAUAUAAGGAGAUAUAGAAAGUUACAUACAGAUAUACGCAUGCAUUUUAGAAGAGUCAUUUUUUAAAAGGAACACAACAAUACAAAACGAUAAUAGUUGUUACGGAUAUCGAUUUCGAGGCCGGAUUUCUACGUUAUCUCGUUCUCUCUAUCUAUUUCUCUCUUGCUUAUUUUCUAGACGGGGUGGUUUCCCUUCCUUCCUGACAUAAGAAAAAAAAAACACACACACCCGUACGAUACACUAGGUUCAGCUAAACAAUAGAUAAUAGAAAAUCUAGUGCAUGACAAAUAUUCGCUACUAUUACUCUCUCUCUCUCUCUUUCUCUAAACACACAAACACUUUCUCUCUAUCUCCUUACCCCAUGUCCAAAUUCGUGUUUUUUUGUUUGUUUGUUCCGCAACGCAGUUGUUUGUUAUCAUGUAUUUGUAAAUAAGCGAAUAAAACAAAACAAAAAUGUGAUAAAACACAU